UUCUUGGCAUGCUCCGACGUUGCUCAGUAGCUCACUUCUGUGAGGACAGCCUAUUUCCCCUAGUACUUUGAAGAUAGUCCGAAUCACCUUGGAUCCUUUCCAGGGCCUUUCUAAACUACAGUGGGCACUCAGCACCUUUUCAAGAAAAGGACGCAGCUUCUUGUCUCCCUUUGGCUGAACGGGGAAGGUCCAGAGUAAUUGAAUUGGUUAUGGAGAUUUAUUAGCCAGGAUAUUUUACACCAAAAACAGAAAAUCUAAAUCUCAGUCAUUUCUCGAAAAACAAGAAAAUCCCGCAAAAAUCACGUCUGAAAUCUCGCAUGGCAGCAGUGGGCGCUUAGCGCCAAGGAGCAGCAGUGCUUCAGAGCUGUCCCAGCUAGCAAGCGGUGGCCUCCGCCUGCCCGUUGGGCUUUCAGGAUCUACCAGGCUUCAUCAGCUUGCCACCUUAAGCAUGAAGGAGGGAGUGGACUGGAUCAAAGUCCAUCUGCUGGAUCUACUCUUUCGUUCUUGGAGAGCAAAUGGUUCCUGGUUGUCCUUUCAAAUAGUCUUGUGCAGAGGCAGAUGCACCCUACUUGUCUAGCCUGCAAACUUCCCACAGCCCCUGAAACUCACAAGCCUUCCACAAGACCAGUUUCUCCCAGUCCUUUGCUCAGAGGCCUCUCUUCUAACCUGGCUCUACUCUGCCUUGCUUCCCGCGCUGGGGCUCUGCUGUGCCCGGGCGCUGGUCUCUGCCCCAGCCUGGAGCGCGGGCUCUCCCGCGGCGGCACUGGGCAUGCUCAGAGGCGGCGGCGGGGGCAGGUUGGCCUCGCAGGCGCUAGCACUCCGCGGCUGGCGGGCGGGAGGGCGGCGCGGCUGCAGCCUGAGCUCCUGCGCCUGAGUUGGAGUUGCCGGGAGUUUUCCCCUCCCUCUUCGCGCGCGCAGCAAGAGCCCGCGCGCGAGCCGCGAGCAGCAGCUAGCCGGCGCCCGGCAGCCCACCCCUGUCCGGAGCCCGGAGCCCCGCGCGGGGCAGCCCCCGGGGAGGAGCCUCACCCGCUGGGACGCGCGCCACGCGCUGGCACCGCCGGGCCGCCCGUCCGGCUGCACGAAAAUUCACAGCGUACCCUCCUCGCUUGCUCUACAAUGAGUGCCAAAUCUGCCAUCAGCAAGGAAAUUUUUGCACCUCUUGAUGAAAGGAUGCUGGGAGCUGUCCAAGUGAAAAGGAGGACAAAGAAAAAGAUUCCUUUCUUGGCAACUGGGGGUCAAGGAGAAUAUUUAACUUAUAUCUGUCUAUCAGUAACAAACAAGAAGCCCACGCAGGCAUCUAUCACAAAGGUCAAGCAGUUUGAAGGCUCCACGUCAUUUGUCCGAAGAUCACAGUGGAUGCUUGAGCAGCUUCGGCAGGUUAAUGGGAUUGACCCUAAUCGGGAUUCUGCAGAAUUUGACUUGUUGUUUGAAAAUGCUUUUGACCAGUGGGUAGCCAGCACAGCCUCAGAGAAGUGCACCUUCUUCCAGAUUCUCCACCACACCUGCCAGAGGUACCUCACAGACCGGAAGCCAGAGUUCAUUAACUGCCAAUCCAAAAUUAUGGGAGGAAACAGCAUCCUCCAUUCAGCUGCCGAUAGUGUGACCAGUGCUGUACAGAAGGCGAGCCAGGCCUUGAAUGAGCGCGGGGAGCGGUUAGGCCGAGCAGAGGAGAAGACAGAAGACUUGAAGAACAGUGCCCAGCAGUUUGCAGAAACUGCACACAAGCUUGCCAUGAAGCACAAAUGUUGAAAAACUGCCUAUCCUGGUGACCCUCGAGAGAAGUGGAAGAGUUGUUCAGCAGUUUUUACAAGAAUUCUGGACCUCCACUUGCUUUUCUCCCCUGAUAUAGGGACAUUUAGGGGUGUUUGUAUUGUUUUGUUCUUCAUUUUCAGGUGUUAAUAUGGAUGAAAAUGUGUUAUGUUUAUACAUUUCCCUAAUAACCUGGCUUUAAAAAGUGCAACAAUAACAUCAGGUUCAUUUUAAUUUUUUUCUGUGUAUGUGUGUGUGUGCGGGGGGGGGGUGUAUUUGGAUGUUUUCUUUUUCAAGAAGAAAUUGUUUUGAAGUUUGGAUAUAAAAUUUGGACCAAGUGAUAAACUGAGCUGGUCUAAACUGGCAAUAUGUAUUCUUUCUCGCUGAUACCAAGCAAGAAGAAAUUUCAAUGUGGUGACAUCAGAUAUUAUUGUUCCUGGAUGAAAAUAAAAGUCAAGCAACAAUUGGCUUCACUCUCACUCUUAGAACUCUUAAAUUGAAGAGCAAAAUUAGAAUUCUGUAUCAUGAGAAAGAAGUCUGUAUUAUGAAAAACACUUGGAUUUAUCAUCAGAAAUAGCAGUCUUAGAUAUUUCUUUUUGCAUACUAAUCUAUUGCAUGAACCAUUACCAGUGUGCAAAAACCAAAUCAGAAUCACAAAUAGGAAUCUACUUUCUGAGCUACAGCUUAACUACUUCUGCUCUCUCUUUCCAGGGUGGUAAUUUGAAAUUACCACAUGAACAAUGAAAGUUUGAGAGUUCCGACUCAACGAAAAGCCUACUUAAACACUGUGUCUUCAGAGAUGUUUUUCUUUUGUCAUUGUCCUAAAUUACAAUAGCUGGUGUUGGAAUGAGCUUGGAUUUUCAUCAAAAAUUGAUUUGUCCAGAUAAAAUGUCUGUGUAAAAGAUAUGUGCAUAGAUACUACAGUUAAAAUCCCUUUUGUCUUACUUUUACAAAGCCAUGCCCAUUUUAGAGACACCCUCAAAAUGUCCUUCAGAAAGUUUUGUAUUAUGUGACUUUUGAAGGUUUGAAUUUCGUUUUUGUGCCAUUUAAUACGGAUUCUUCUUGACAAAUUGCAUAUAAUGACAACUGCAGCUUGCCUAAUUGAACCACGAGUUACGUCAUAAAGCCUUUAUGUUGUUGCCAAAUGGAGUAGAGUUGCUCACACACCUUGUGUUUGUGUGUUGCUCAGGAUGACCCUGCAUUUCCAGUCUGGAAGCUUUGUUUCCAAGAAGGUACAAUGCUAAACAAAAAGCUGUGCUUGUUUCUUAUGAAUCAAGGAGGCAAAGCCACACAUCUCAGAUACACUGUCAGACUCUCACUGCAGGACCUUGAUCUUUAAACUGCAUGAGUCCUCAGGACCCCCCCCCCUUCUGUUCUUUCUAAUUCAAUGAGCCUGUGAAGUUUAUGUGUACUGUAGUCUUUUAUGCAGCACAUAAGAUGACUUUCAGCUUAUCAAUCCUCAUAGUUUAAACUCUCCUGAUAAAGCAUACCCUACAGAGAUAGAAAGUUUGUCUGUUGGAAAAUUAAAAUCACAGGCAGGAUAUAUCAAAAGGAAAAUGGAUUUGCUGAAGACAAAUUUCUUAAUCCUCUUAGAUACAAUCCAAUUCAAGAAAACUCUAUAAACUUUAUAUAGUAAACUGUGAAAGUUUGCUAUUUUUUUUCUUUUGAAAAGUUUGAAGACAUAUAGAGCAUGUCAUUUCAUGAGUGCCAAGAGAAGAAUUUAUAGUUUCUAAGAAAACUCCCAAAUAUCAAUCCAAAUAGGUUUUGAUGGCAGACUUGAAUUCUGAAAACCCACAGAUGCACACACACAGCUACAGAUACUCAUCUUCUCAAAUUAGAUUCUGGUUCCUGAGAUAGACAUGCAGUAUAAAUAAUUGAAAGAAUAAAUCUAUAACCACUCGACUGUUGGACAAACUCAAGAAUAAAAUUGGAUGCCAACUAUCUAAAAACAGUGUUUGGGUAGCAGAAGAUGAGGCCCUAAGCAUACUGUGAAAUCUGAGAUUCUUCCUCCCUGGUAGAAUCCUAAUAUGUACUUGUCAUAAAGGUAAGUGUUCCAUAUCUUACCCUCUUUCCUCACUCUGCUUAUCUUUUUAGAUCUAAACCUUACUGGACAUACAGAGCCUGAAUUAGAAGAAAGCAUAUCUAAAUCUUUAUUAGUGUCCUCUGCUAAUUAGUUCCAGUCAGUUUUCGUAUCCCUGGGCUCCCUGUGUCAAAGUACUCCUUGGCCUCUGAACAGAGGCUAUAGUAUCAAUGUAUAACCCUCUUCUACCUUCCAGCCCCUUGCAGAGGAUCCCUGUGAUAAGCUCCUUGCUAUCCUUUUGUAGAAGGUGCUGUGAUAUAACUAUUAAUAUGAUCUGACCUAGAGAAAAAAAAAUGCUAAAAUGACUCAUCUUAUUUGGGACCAACACAUUUGGUGGAGCUUGCUAGACAGUGUUGAAUUUUUCUGUUUUAUUUCUGCACUUCACUAUGGAAUUUUUGUGAAGAAGUUCUCAAAUCGUAUUGCUACAGUAAAGAAAAGAAUCUUUGUAGUGCUACUUCUCCCUGGAAAAUAGCUGUAGUAUUCUUCAAUAGUAUUAUUAGGUAUCUGUGUACAGGAAGUAUGCAGUUAUUCAGGUUAAUGUUUCAUUUUAAAGAAUGUAUCUGUAAAAUUUAACAAGAUCAGUAGUUAACAUUUUUUAAGCUCUGCAAAAAUUAGGAUUAUGUGUUAGACUUAAAAUUAUAGUGAAAUCUGUCCUAGUACAUUUGUGGAUAGGAGAGAUUGUACAUUUAUGUAAGAGUAUUUUAAGAAUGCCCUGAAUGAGGGAUAUUAAAGAUAGGUUUCACCUGUAAUGUUCAGAAUUGUAACACUGCUAGUGUCUGUUGUACAGUUAUCAAUUCUUCAGAAGUUCUCUAAGAUGUCAAACAAUUGUUUAUUCAGAGACCAGUAACAACUACUCUGUUGAUUCACUACUACAGUAAACUUUAAUUUUUGUCAUUAAAUAUUUUAAUUCUGUGGUGAAA
Messenger RNA from Octodon degus (degu), 4749 nucleotides. It is a transcript of the gene Stxbp6, whose product is annotated as syntaxin binding protein 6. The record is from RefSeq and is a predicted model, not a curated record. Gene Ontology annotation, molecular function: phosphatidylinositol-4,5-bisphosphate binding. The transcript has 6 exons. Gene Ontology annotation, biological process: regulation of SNARE complex assembly; Golgi to plasma membrane transport; exocytosis. NCBI's taxonomy places the organism in Eukaryota, Metazoa, Chordata, Mammalia, Rodentia, Octodontidae. Gene Ontology annotation, cellular component: plasma membrane; exocyst. Bases 559 to 1749 code for a protein of 396 amino acids.